This is a messenger RNA of Agrilus planipennis (emerald ash borer), 719 nucleotides long. RefSeq lists its product as uncharacterized. Bases 205 to 573 code for a protein of 122 amino acids. Lineage: Eukaryota; Metazoa; Arthropoda; Insecta; Coleoptera; Buprestidae. The record is from RefSeq and is a predicted model, not a curated record. The transcript has 2 exons.
GGGCAAAGAAUUGCACUGGUUCAAACUGGAAAAGUCAACGACUGUCGUGGCAGCCAUUAUGUGAAAUUGUUUUGUUUGGCCGGCAAGAUUAGUUGAAGCUGUAUUAAAGUAACUAAAGCAAGUAAAAACCGUAACGGUCGUAAUUCAUAUUUUGAAUUUAUAAUACUAAUCAGUUAAUUUUAAAAGAGUGCCGAUUUAUUAAAAAUGUCUACUGAUCAUUAUAACAUUGAUGGACCAAGAAGUUCAAGUCGCGUUUUAAGACCACCUGGUGGUUCUUACACAGAUAUCUUAGGCGUAAAAGGAGGCCAAAAUGACGCUGUUAAAGCGGUUAAAAGCACCCCAAAAAGCGGUAUAGCAGACUGUUUCAAGUUUGAAGAUUCUUCACCUCCUACACAGCCAGAAACCAAGAAAGAAGAAGAAACAAAAGAAAAUGAAAAGAUUCAAACAUGUGAGAAUGGAAAUGAAAAUAAUAAUCCAAAGGACAAUGAAUCAUCCACUAAUGAAAAAAAUCAAUCAAAUGCUCCUCAAAAAGUACGAGUUCCACCAGGUGGUUGGUCCUCAGGCUUGUGGUAAACAUUGUUUUUUAGUAUAACAUUGUUCAAUUUUGCAUUUCAUAAUAUUGAAAAAAAAAAGUCUGAAGUAUGUCUAGCUUAAUUAUAUUGCAUUUUGUAUUGUAAUUAAACUUAAAUAAUAAAUUUUUCAAUGCAGAUCAAAAACUA